Molecule: messenger RNA, 1317 nt
Organism: Maniola jurtina (meadow brown)
Lineage: Eukaryota; Metazoa; Arthropoda; Insecta; Lepidoptera; Nymphalidae
Gene: dsf
Product: protein dissatisfaction
Exons: 10
Coding region: 1-1317 (438 amino acids)
Biological process (GO): anatomical structure development; cell differentiation; regulation of transcription by RNA polymerase II
Molecular function (GO): RNA polymerase II cis-regulatory region sequence-specific DNA binding; nuclear receptor activity; zinc ion binding
Source: RefSeq, a predicted model, not a curated record
AUGGCAUGUGACCGGCUGCUCGAUAUCCCUUGCAAUGUGUGUGGCGACAGGAGCUCUGGGAAACAUUACGGCAUUUACAGUUGCGACGGGUGUUCAGGAUUCUUCAAGCGGUCGAUACAUCGUAACCGCGUGUACACCUGCAAGGCGGGUGGCGAGAUGAAGGGGCGCUGCCCGGUCGACAAGACCCACAGGAACCAGUGCCGCGCCUGCAGGCUCGCCAAGUGCUUUCAAGCCAACAUGAAUAAAGACGCGGUCCAGCACGAGCGAGGUCCCCGGAAGCCUAAGCCGCAUCCAGGCGCAUUAGGAUCUUUACCGCCGCCUCUCGGACAUACUCACAAACCACACCCUUUGAAGCUCUCUCCUCCAUCGCCCUACACCACACUGGCUCAGCCGUUCAACUUUCAGUUCAGCAUAAGUGGAAUAAGCGAACCAGCACCACUAAGCACGGCAUCGUCCGCCGGCUCAAGCAAUGCGGGAGGUGCAGGUGCAGUCAGCCCAUUGCCCCUGAUCGCCGAGCCCUUCCUCGCGCCGCCACCUCCUGGACUACUGCAUAUGCUUAUGUCUAGUGAUAAAUGUCAGGAGUUGAUGUGGAGUGCGAAGCAAUUGCAACUCCAAGGCGAUCCUUCUCUAUUGCGUCCGCCGCCGAAUGCAUUCGGAGCUCCACUCGCACCUACUUGGGAAUUAUUACAAGAAACGAGCGCACGUUUACUCUUCAUGGCAGUUCGAUGGGUUCGAUGCUUAGCACCGUUCCAAGCGUUAGCGACGAGCGACCAGCUAGUCCUACUGCGUGCCGCGUGGAAGGACCUGUUUGUGCUGCACCUGGCGCAGUGGUCGGCGCCGUGGGACUUGGCGCCGCUGCUCGCCGCACCCGCUGCCCGCGCGAGGCUGCCGCCUGAACCGCUAGCUGAUCUCGAACUUAAUACUCUACAAGAAAUCCUUUGCCGGUUUCGUCAAAUUGCCCCCGAUGGAAGCGAGUGCGGCUGCAUGAAAGCGAUAGUUCUCUUUUCACCAGAUACACCUGGACUAAGCGAAACGCAGCCCGUGGAAAUGUUACAAGACCAGGCGCAAUGCAUUUUAGCAGACUACGUAAGGACAAGAUACACACGACAGCCCACCAGGUUCGGCCGUCUCCUCCUCCUGCUGCCAUCGCUACGAGCAGUGCGAGCGCGUUCCAUAGAACUGCUCUUAUUUCGCGAAACAGUGGGGGACGUGUCUGUAGCUACUCUGCUGCACGACAUGUACAGGAUGCAGCCUGCGCCCGCGCCCGCCUUCCAACCACCACCUCCACCAUCCACUGACCAUUGCUCUUCGCCAUAA